AUGCCCUCGGAGGCGACUUUAGCACCGGUUCCGCCACCGCAAGCGCCGGCGGCGGCGACUCCAGCAGCUGCAAUCACAGGAGCCCAGGGUGCCGCACUCGCUUUGCGCGCACGUGGCGCGGCAGCUCGCGCGUCCCUGGAGCGUAUCAGCGGUCCGGUGUUGGCGGCCGCAGCUGAUCUCGGCGCCAAGCUCAACCAGGUCACAGGUUACGACGCCAUCGAGAAGCUCAAGCGCAAGGUGGACGAGGCGACGAGGCGCCUGGCGGACGCACGGGAAGAGCUCCGGGACAAUAAGGCGGCUUACGAGGCACGGGUUUCGGAGCAAGGGGACUUGCAGCGGCAGCAGAUGGCCCUGCUGCAGCGCAAGAGCAGCUGGCAGGCGGCUGACGUGGAGCGGUUUACGGAGCUCUGCCGUCAAGAGCACCGGUUGGAGCUGGAGGUGGCGCAGGCGAAGGACCGUCGCUGCUACUAUGUGACGUAUUGCCAAGGUGCGGUAGUGUGCACCAGCGGCAACAGCAGCAGAAAUGUUAAACAGCAGCAGACUCCAGGGAUACCGACCGCCUACAGCGGCGCCGCGGAGGCGGUGGAGGCGUGUCACGACCAUAUAGCGGAGGCAGUCCGUGAGCGUUACAGCGCCGAAACCAUGUGGAGCGACAAGAUCCGGCGGGCCUCUACCUGGUGGACUGCGGGCCUUAUGGCACUGCAGCUGGUGUCGUUCAUGUCCGUGUACCUCGUGAUGGAGCCCAUCAAGGCGCAGCGGCUCCGGAACCACGUGGAGGAGGUUUUGCGGGCGGAGCUCUCCAAUGUACGGCAGUCUCUGGCGUCGCUCGAGUCUAACGCCGUGCAGUUCCGGAGCGUGGGCACGGAGGUGCGGGCUGCGGCGGUAUCGGCCGUGGCGCCGGGGCUUAGCAUAGCAGACGUGGCAGAUCCUAUGCUCGAGGGCGCAGACACGCGCACGGUCUCGCGAGAGCUUCUGGAUCAGGUACGACACAUUAAAAGCCACUUGGCGGCGCUGGAGAUCAGGUUAGCGGCCUCAGCGGCAGGAGGCAAUCCGAUAGAGAUGGUUCGUGGUGGGGAGUCCCCGCCGGCGCAGCCGUCGCCCUCGCACAGUGCCGAUGCCGAUGGUGCUGCUCUCACUACGGAGCAACUAGACGAAGGCCCCGAGGGGGCCGCGGCGCCUGAAGCACGGAGCUGGCGCCGGCGGCUGAGGCAUCAGCUGCUUGUUGUUGCAGCCAAUCCUGAAGCGAGGACAGCAGCCGCUGCGUUCACAGGCGCAGCGCUUGGCGUUGGGAUGCUGUUGCUGUUUCGGCGGGACGGGUAA
Volvox carteri f. nagariensis is the source of this 1320-nucleotide messenger RNA. RefSeq lists its product as uncharacterized. The record is from RefSeq and is a predicted model, not a curated record. The transcript is spliced from 8 exons. Bases 1 to 1320 code for a protein of 439 amino acids. NCBI's taxonomy places the organism in Eukaryota, Viridiplantae, Chlorophyta, Chlorophyceae, Chlamydomonadales, Volvocaceae.